Molecule: messenger RNA, 1041 nt
Organism: Psylliodes chrysocephalus
Lineage: Eukaryota; Metazoa; Arthropoda; Insecta; Coleoptera; Chrysomelidae
Source: the annotation of a GenBank genome assembly
AUGAACGUACUGAUUUGGGUCUCAGGUGCUUUCGCAAAUGCAGAUACUGAAGAUUCAUCAAAUUUGGAAGAGGAAUUCGUAGAACUUGAGGCUGCAAGUGCUGAACAUCAGGUGGAAAAUACAGAAGAGAUUCAUGGUGAAGACGAUGGGGAAAUACCGAAAAUGAAAAAAUUGAAGAUGAAAACACUGAAGUCACAAGUACUGCAAAUGGUACAACGACUACCUACAGAAAGUCGAAGAAGAAACCGCAUUAAAACAGAAAAAGAAGAGAAAAAACAAGAAACGCAAAACAAAGUCCGUAUGCUAGGACAACCGCAAGCCGUCGGAUAUUCUGGACCAACAUUCAUCGCUAUUCGAAGUGGAAAGCAUAGUUCAUCUACUGCUAAUACUCAUGCUCAGGAUUUCGAGGCGCUUCUCGAACUUGAAGAGUUUCGACCAUUAGCUAAAACUGAUCAUGGACUAGUAAAACCAGUGGUGAUCAUGACGGUUGAUGGAGGGCCAGAUGAAAAUCCGCGUUAUCAGAAAGUCAUAGGGUUUGCUAUACAUCACUUUAAGCGACAUGAUCUCGAUGCAUUGUUUUUAUCUAUCAAUGCUCCUGGAAGAAGUGCGUACAACAGAGUAGAGCGCAGAAUGGCUCCUAUUAGUCGAGAACUGGCUGGUUUAAUAUUGCCUCAUUACCAUUUUGGGUCUCAUUUGGAUGAACGUGGCGUUACAAUUGAUGAACAUUUAGAAAGAUCUAAUUUCGAAUUUGCAGGAAAUGUAUUAGCUGAAGUAUGGAGUUCAAUGGAAAUUGAUGGCUAUAAUGUUACUGCAAAAUAUGUUGGGGCAGGUGAACAAGAUCUUCCUGAUUUUCCAGACAUUAAAUGGUAUUCGGAACAUGUGCGUGAAAGCCAAUACUUGCUUCAAAUUGUAAAAUGUAAAAAUACAAAAUGCUGUUGUUCAAGAAGUGGUCUAUUCAGAUUACUAGACAACAGGUUUCUUCCACCACCUGUAAAAGUAAAACAAACAGUUGAUGACUUGGUUUUGGAUGAAGGAGGGUAA